CGCCUGUUGAUGUUUCACUUGCUUUUAAUUCCCGGGUCGCAAGAUGGAGGCGGCGCUGGCUCGUCGGGAGCUGCUGCUGCUGCCGCUGUCGCUGCUGCUGCCGCCUCUGGCCGCCGCUCUGCUGGGCCCGGCCGCGCCGCUGGGACAGGAAGCAAUUAGAGUCGGUGUUACGAUGCUGAGCACCAGUGGAGAACUUCACAAAGUACAGGUUCUUUUUAACAUCACCUAUGUUAAUGGACAAGUAUAUCUAAAUGACUUUCCUAUGAAAAGUGGGGUUGCCCACGUAACAUGUCAAACAAUUAUAUUGGAGAACAGAAGCUUGGAUAACUUACCGGAUCAGCAGCACCUGGGAACCGUCAGUGUUCGAAUCAUGGUUCAUGAGUGGCCUUUAGCAUCCACUUCUGAUUUGCAGCUGAUUGUCAUUCAAGAAGAAGUGACAGAAAUUGAUGGAAAACAGGUUCAGCAGGAAGAAGUAACAGAAAUAGAUAUUUUAGUAAAGGACCUGAGAGUACUUAGACAUUCCAACUACACCGUCCCUUUGAAAGAGAGCAUGCUGUACUCCAUGCCAAGGGACAACGACGUGUUAUUUACACUGCCCAACCUCUCAGGAAAAGAUAUUCAAGAUCCACUGCAGACUACCAGUCAGUACCUCAUCCAGCAAGUAGAAACUACAGUGGAUGAAGAGACAUUACCUGGCAAGUUACCAGAGACCCCUCUUAGGAUAGAACCGCCAUCUUCUUACAAGGUGAUGUGCCAGUGGGUGGAAGACUUGAGAAAAGGGUUAUGCAGAUUCUGGUUUCAGUCUCUACCUAUCUUGUUUAGUUUCAUAGAAGUUGUUGUUGUUGGAGUUGUUGGAGCAGCUCUUAUUAUCAAAGUCUUAAAGUUGAUUCUGCCUUCCUGUGAAAAUAAAGGCAUCCUUCUCCUGGAUCAAGUCAGCUUUGUACCUGUGACUACCAUCAGCCUGCCUUCAGACCUUUCAGACAGGAAAAAUAAUUUAGAUGAGAAAGCAUGUACUUAAUACUGUAUUUACUUUGGAGUUACUGGUUUUUAAAAACACACUUUUAGUUGAUCUGAUACUUGGCACCUGAUCUUAAUACCUUGUUUUUUUUCCUACUAAGAAAACUAAGUCAGUUGAUUAAUUGAUAAAAGGCCACUCAGACCAAGGCCCAAAGCUGACUUCCUUGUGCCUCUCCAUAAACAAGCAGCCUUUUCAGAAGCUUCUAAGUAGAACAGCUGCCUUUUCAGAAGUUUCAAUAUAGAGCAGCUUUCCACCCUGAGGGCUACCACUGGUUUUAACUUCUGUGAAGUCACUUUUCCACACCUCAGACAGGAUGCUGGCUGCCUUCAUGCCCAUAAACCAAGUCAGCUGUCCUGACUAACAAGAUGGUGAAAUUCAGGGUGUCCUUAAGUCCAGAGAUAGCAUUCUUAAAAGAAAUAUGAGGGAAUAUUGCAAACAUCAGCUGUGCCUGCAAGCCUAAGCAAAGCUGCUCCACCUAGUUCCAGGUCUCAUAGGGUUAAGUGUGUCUUGCAAGGAAGAUACCACUACCAAACAUUUGUGUUACUUAAAAGAUCUGACAUUUUAUAUAUGCAAAACAAAAAUUUGAACGGCAGAUUUCUAUUUCAAGCACUUUACAUUUUUAUGGUCCCUUCCACUCAUAAAAAUUGUUAGCAGUUGUAACCAGUUUGCUUUUUUGUAUCUGUGACAGCAGUACUCUAUGAAGUCCCAAAAGAAAAAUGAAAAAUCCAUUAAAUUCUACAGAAAUACUGGCUUGCUAUUGCUGAGUAGGCCCAGUCUGCUCAUGCCAGUUUGUACUGUUAACAUUUUUCAAAUAAACAUUUAAAUUGUUUAUUA
This is a messenger RNA of Lonchura striata (white-rumped munia), 1852 nucleotides long. It is a transcript of the gene GINM1, whose product is annotated as glycosylated integral membrane protein 1. NCBI's taxonomy places the organism in Eukaryota, Metazoa, Chordata, Aves, Passeriformes, Estrildidae. The record is from RefSeq and is a predicted model, not a curated record.